Molecule: messenger RNA, 2799 nt
Organism: Spirometra erinaceieuropaei
Lineage: Eukaryota; Metazoa; Platyhelminthes; Cestoda; Diphyllobothriidea; Diphyllobothriidae
Source: the annotation of a GenBank genome assembly
AUGUCCUACCACACAUCAUCUCCGCCGCCGCCACCGCCGUCGCAGGACAGGUUAGUUAUCGGUCAGUUAAACAGUCUUCUAAACAGUUCAAUUUCGAAUUUCAGUCGUCCUCUUUUUUACUCUUCAUUCACAUGGGAAUUUUCUUAUAUGUACAUCUGUUGGCCUAUUUCACGCAUUAUAUACAGAAAUUUUCCCCUCUUCGUUUAUAUGAACUAUAAUAACGAGGUCAUCGUUGCUUUUUAAUUUCCUUAGAAAUUAACUGCAAACUUAGAGAACAUCUGUAACUUUAAGUUCCAUAGGCUCAGACCAAAGUUUGUAUGCAUGAAUAUUUCGGCCAAAGUCCAUCAGCCACAUCAGUAUACAACGCUAGCACUCUUCUGAUCUUCUGGUUACCACAGUGAAUGACCGAUCUCAUGAAAUAUUGGCCGAAAUGCGUUUUCGACUAGGAAGAAUGACUUAGAUGGGGUUGUAACAUUGAUUGUCAUACGGUGUAACGCUAUAGUAUUUCGGACUCGCCGGGAUGUCGCCUUUUGAAUACACUUCUUUUCGAUCUCCUGAAUAAACCAUGCUCGUUGAAAAAUGACUACUUGUUUAGUAUGGAUUUUUUACUGGCCCAAUAAAUUCAAAUAUAUUAUGUAGAAAACGCACAAAAUAGGCUUACUUUUACUCGUUUGGUAGAAAGUCAUAUCCUCUUUAACUUUUAUACCCCAAUAAUUGAUACAUUCCUGUUUUAAGAAUUAUGAGAUCCUUAAGACCGUGCGAUGUCCAUGCAUACAUACAUAUUUUGGCUUAUAAGACAGAAAUGGCCAUUCCAGUCUCCCUUGUCUUUGUCGGUAAUAGCAUUCUGCCUAUAUAUCAUGCGCCGCUGUGCGGCUGGUGGUUGGGCUCGAGAGAGAGCCCUUAAGGCACAACGGAACGAGUGAGUUCCGUAUGAACGAUCGGUGAGCGCCCCACUAACAUACAUAUUUUGCAAGCCGAAAUAUGCCCCAUUUCGGGUAUAAGUGUGAGCACAAUGUGGUUACCGACCAAUCGUGUAAAUGAUGCAUAUUUUUAUGCAUUCAACAAAAUAUAUUUGAAUUAAUGGGUACAGACAACAAUUAAUUUGAAAAUGCAUGCUAAAUAAGUAGUUGUUAUUUUCCGAGUAUGGUUUCUGCAUGAGGUCUAAAAGGAGUCCAUUCAAACUGUAACAUCCUGGCGAGUCCGAAUUACUAUAGCGUUAUGCCGUAUGGCAAUCAAUGUUACAACCCCACCUAAGUAAUCCUUCCUAACCGAAAACUCCAUGCAGAAUUUCGACCAACAUUUCAUGAGACCGGUCACGCUCUGUAUCUGCUUUGCAUGCCCAAUUUUUAUCCACUGUGGAUGGAGGCCUAUUGGGUAAACAUUUUGGAAUGACACUUACAAAAUGACAUCUAUCGCGCUCGCUCUCUCUUUAACACAGGCGAAAGAACGAAUGAUGUUAUAUAAAUGCGACUGACAGAGAUAGAGAUCCGGCCUCGAUGAUGCCUUCUAGAUCAGACAUGAUCGCAGCCGUACCAUGGGGAAGAAGAGAAAGACAUGAGGGGCAGUCCUACAUACAUCCUGUCAAGCUGGAUGACACGAAAACCAUAUUUUGAUGUGGAGGCGGUUCUGAGCCCUCAAUUAAAUCAACAUGAAAAUAUCCGGCUGAGCCCCGAAGACGAGUCUGAACCUUCACAAGAUCAUGCAAUAUUUCGACACAAAAUUGCAUUUUGCAUCAACCGCGACCGACCUGAUACGCGAACCUAUGAGAAGAGACCUGGGUAAGAUCGCAGUUAUUAGCCAGACAUUGUGCUGAUACUGUCGACGUACGUACUCGUUGUCAGUAGGUUCCCGUUAGGGUCACUGUUAAUGUUAAGGUUAGGGCUAAGGUUAGGCUUAAGGUUGUGUUCAGGCUUAAAGUUAGGGCUAGGGAUAGGCUUAAGGUUGGUGUUAGGGUUAUUGCUAGGUUUUGGGUAAGCGUUGGGUCGUAGGAUUUUGGUUACGUGUCGGUUUUGAGGCUUAGGGUUAGGCCUUACGGUUGCCGUCAGGGGUUGGAUUUUAGGGAUAAGCGUGGGGUUUACAUUUCUGCCAUUAUUCCCCCUACUUAUAAAUUCACAGCACUUUCUCUGGUAAAUAUACUUUUACCCAGAAACAGCAGAAACAGCCCUUCCAUUUACCCCCCCCUAUAUAACCCUCUUUCCCACCAUUGCCGUACGACAGGGACCUGGCUGUCCGCCUCCCCAUUUCUGGCUACCAACUGCGAUCUAACCGAGACCUGCAUUGGAGUUGGACAAAAUACGGAGCCCUCUUAAGAUUGGGCAUGGUUUCAUUGAUAUUGCAUCCACAGUUGAAUAGUGUUACAGGUCGAUGCGCCCUGUCCGUCAGGACUAAUUGCACAUGUAUCUGCAUUUAUGUUGUGCCAGAUAAUAUUGGGCAUUUUGCAAUUUUAAAAAUCCAACUGCAUCUUCUCCUAUCGGAAUCAUUGUAGAGCGUGCAUGUUCAAUCCCCAUGAACUUGGUGGACGCUGAGGACUGCUCGUCUCCUUCCUCCUUUUGAAUUGGCCUCAGCGAGGCUCGCCGCAAAAAUCAAAUGUUUGGUGCCUACGAGGAGGCCCUUUCCGUCAGCAUCCGCUAUCUGCGCCAGGCGCCUACGAGUCAACAAUAUCCUGCUCAUUCCCUCCCUCCCAUUCUCGUCUCCGCCAUCACUGAUUGCGACGUCUUAAGCGAAAUGCUUGUUCUCCAUGGCGGCUUCGUGUUGCGUGCAUUCAAAAGGAGACAUCUUGGUGAGUCCGAAAUAGCAUAG